Chenopodium quinoa (quinoa) is the source of this 918-nucleotide messenger RNA. RefSeq lists its product as uncharacterized. The record is from RefSeq and is a predicted model, not a curated record. Bases 1 to 918 code for a protein of 305 amino acids. Gene Ontology annotation, molecular function: zinc ion binding. NCBI's taxonomy places the organism in Eukaryota, Viridiplantae, Streptophyta, Magnoliopsida, Caryophyllales, Amaranthaceae. The transcript is spliced from 3 exons.
AUGUAUGUCUGUCUACAACCACUGAGGAGUGGUUUCAUCAAAGGGUGCAGGCCCCUCAUUGGUGUUGAUGGGUGUCAUCUUAAAGGAGCAUACCAGGACAAAUGCUUGUGGCUGUUGGCAAAGAUGGAAACAAUAACAUAUAUCCACUUGCCUGAGCUACAGUUGAAGUGGAGAAUAAGGACAUAUGGUGCUAGUCUCCUUGAAGCCCUUGAAUUGCAAGUCCAAUUUGCUGAGAAGAGGUUCUGUGUCAGGAAUAUCUGGGUCAACUUCAAGCUUCAAUUCAGUGGAUCAACCUUCAAAGAGCUCUUCUGGAAUGCUGCUAGGGCUACAACAUUGGCUGACUUUGAGGUGGCAAUGGAAUCCAUAAAAUUCCUAUCUGAAGAUGCAUAUGUGUAUCUAGAUAACAUUCCUGCUAAGCACUGGUCUAGGCAUGCAUUUUCUUCUGAUUGCAAAUCUAAUAUGCUAUUGAACAAUGUCUGUGAGACAUUCAAUGCUGUUAUAAGAGAUGCAAGGGACAAGCCAAUACUCACUCAAAUGGAGUGGAUGAGAAGGUAUAUGAUGAAGAGGCAUAAUGAGAAAUGGGAGGUUGCCAACAAAAUGGAUGGGAAGGUGGUGCCCUAUGUGACUAAGCUUUUUGAGAGGGUUGAGAGGGCUGCAAGGCACUACAUAGUGCAGGUUUCAAGAGGAGACUCUUAUGAGGUUGAGCUCAAUGGGGAUAGAGUGCUAGUUGACAUAGGUAACAUGACUUGCACAUGUUACCAUUGGCAGUUAACUGGUAUUUCAUGUGUACAUGGGUUUGCAUGCAUAUUGGACAAGAGGGUGGACCUAGAAGACUUUGUGGAUGUGUAUUACACAAGGCAGAAAUAUCUGUAUGCAUAUGAGGAACCUGUGAAGCCUAUGCCUGGACCCAAGCAUUAG